GUAUACAUAUAAAUUAUUAAUUUAUAAUUUUAAUAUGACUAUACAUUUACAUAAGAUUUUCUAAAAAAAUAUUAUUUUAUCGAUUUAUAUCAUAUUCUGAAAUAGUUCAAAUUAGUAUCGGAGAAAUCUAUUAAUUUAUAUGGAGUACAGACCAGGCCAAGGACCAUGGGUUUUGAAUGCUAACUCAUAAAAAAUUAAUUAGAUAGGGGAUUGGUACUAAUCCCGGAUUAGUGGUUAUGAAAUUAAAUUAACCCACCCGAGUAAACCGGACCCGUAGUAACAUAACAAACGCGGAAUAAAAGGACCCCACUAAAAAGCACGUCCAUGGAGAAGAAGACCAAACGACACCGAGAACCUGUCGUUUUUAUCGUUGAGAAGUCUGAGAUCUCUUCGUCUUCCCAACCAAAUCUCAAAUCACAUAAUAACUCACAUAAACACUCUGUUUCCCUCCAGCUUCUUCCUCCAACAAGCUUAACUGGUGAUUCAGCAGAUUCUGAGUUCCUCGGAGAAUGAGAGCAAUUGAACAUCUUGUAGAGGACGAAUCUGUGAUCAAGAAAGCGAGAAUGGUUGAUAACGUAGAAGAGGUUCCAGUCCCUGUGGUGGUCGAUGGUAAUGGAAGCGAGAAUGGUCAAGUCACAGUUGUAGAAGAAGAGAAAGAGAAAAAGAUAGAGGAAGUUUCUGCUGCUCUGAGCUUGUCAGAUACAGAGCAUAUGUCAGAGGAAGUUGAUGUUCAUGCGAAAAACACCGGAAAGGUUCCAACUUUGGAUCUGGAGAAGAACAAAGAAGCUUCUGUUGUUACAAGGAGGAAAAAGCUUCUGGUUCUUGAUCUGAAUGGGUUGCUUGCAGAUAUAGUUUCUCCUCUUGCAGAUUGUAAAGCUGAUAUCAACAUUGGAAGAAGAGCAAUUUUUAAGAGACCCUUUUGUGAAGAGUUCUUGAAGUUCUGCUUUGACAAGUUUGAAGUUGGUAUCUGGUCCUCUAGAAAAAAGAACAAUGUGGACAGAAUCACUGAGUUCUUGCUCGGAGAUAUGAAGAGGAAACUGUUGUUUUGCUGGGACAUGUCUUACUGUGCUACAACAACUCUUGGUUCACUUGAAAACAGACACAAAUACGUGGUGUUCAAGGAUCUAAACCAGCUCUGGGAGAAACACGACCCAAGACUUCCUUGGCAGAAGGGUGAUUACAACGAAACUAACACGGUUUUGCUGGAUGAUUCUCCUUACAAGGCUUUGCUUAACCCUCCAUAUACAGCGAUAUUCCCACACUCAUACAGCCAUCAGAACAAGUCAGACACAUCCUUAGGUAAUGGUGGUGAUCUGAGACUUCAUCUGGAGAAGUUAGUAGAAGCUGAAAACGUUCAAGAUUUCAUCAAGAAGAACCCUUUUGGGCAAGAAGCUAUUACUGAAGCUAGUGAGACUUGGGAGUUUUAUAGAGAGGCCACUCGUAUGCACACACAUAUACGCAUUUAGAAACCUCAUACGGUAGAAAAGAGAAGGAUUGUUGGAAGAUUUUUUUUCUAGGUGGUUGGUAAAACAGGCGAUAGAAAGAAAAAAGAGUAACUGAAAGGAGCUUGAUGUUGUUGUUGUAGUUUUGUUUUGGGUGUUUCAUUGUAGAGGUUGGAUACUACAAGUAAUUUGCUUACUUACCUGUAAUUUGUUUCUUUUAUAUAAUUUGGUUUUGUUUUUAGAGAUUCUCAUUUCUCACCUA
Brassica rapa (field mustard) is the source of this 1704-nucleotide messenger RNA. Its product is annotated as ubiquitin-like domain-containing CTD phosphatase 1. The record is from RefSeq and is a predicted model, not a curated record. Lineage: Eukaryota; Viridiplantae; Streptophyta; Magnoliopsida; Brassicales; Brassicaceae.